UGAGCAGGCAAAAAAUAUAAUAGAUUCCGGAAACUGAAUUCCUAUCCCGAAAACGACUCCGAUAUCACAAAAAUGGGUUCCGGUCCGGUCGAAAGAAUCCAACAACUCGAUAUUAUUGAGAGGGAAAUUGCAACAGCUAUUCAUAGUGCUGGUUUAGCUCUACAGGAACUAGCCAAAGAAAAGCCACAAGCUAAACAAAUAGAGACACAUACAACAACUUUCAUGAAAACUUUAAUGGAAGUAGAGAAGAAAAUGACAAACCAUAUUAACUACCUCACACAAGUUUCUACAGGUCAGCCUCAUGAAGGAUCAUCAUAUGCAGCGUCUAAAGAUUUGACUCUAGCUUAUCACAGAAUAGAUCAUAUCAAAAGCAGAUUAGCUACUCUAGAAAGAUUCCAUCAUGAACUUAGUCCUCAAAAACCUCAUGCCAAGACUUUACAAAUGUCUGACUCUUGAAUAUCAUAUGACUCAUAUUAAGUUGUUAUAGAUGAUGCUCAAUGUCCGUAAAUGUGUUGUCUUGGAAGGAUACAAAAAACUGACAAAAGUUUGUCAAAAAUCCUAAUAUUUUUAAAGAACACCAAAAAUACAUGCAUUGAUGUAAAUGUGAUCUUUGUGAGGUGUAAGAUCCAGACCAUGUACAUAUAGACACCAUAUUGUCAAAAUUGUACAAUAAAUGCUUUAUAAAGUCUU
This is a messenger RNA of Mytilus trossulus (common blue mussel), 690 nucleotides long. RefSeq names its product mediator of RNA polymerase II transcription subunit 11-like. The record is from RefSeq and is a predicted model, not a curated record. Gene Ontology annotation, cellular component: mediator complex. Lineage: Eukaryota; Metazoa; Mollusca; Bivalvia; Mytilida; Mytilidae. The coding region runs from base 73 to 456 and encodes 127 amino acids. Gene Ontology annotation, biological process: regulation of transcription by RNA polymerase II. Gene Ontology annotation, molecular function: transcription coregulator activity. The transcript has 3 exons.